Tetrahymena thermophila SB210 is the source of this 741-nucleotide messenger RNA. Its product is annotated as transmembrane protein, putative. The transcript has a single exon. NCBI's taxonomy places the organism in Eukaryota, Ciliophora, Oligohymenophorea, Hymenostomatida, Tetrahymenidae. The record is from RefSeq and is a predicted model, not a curated record.
AUGUGUAAUCUUAAAUUUUCUAUUCUAAUAAUUUCCUUCAAAGUGUUUUAAUUGAAAAUAAAAAAUUUAGGAAAAUACUUCCAUCACAUUGUGAUUAUUUAAAUUAUUCACUUUAUCGUUGGCAUUAAUUUAACUAAAUUUUAUCUCUUUAAAUAGAAUUAGCUUACUUUAAAAAAUAAUUUCUUUACUUAACAUAGCUACUAAUCGAAAAAUAUAUCCUUUACUAGCUACAAGUUUUAGUAAUAUACAUUUAUUUAUUUUUAUUUAUUUAUUUUAGAUCCGAAAUAAAUAGUUCAUCAAAUCUUAACUUAAAAUAUAUUUUGUGAUAUAGUUUUAUUGUUUGGUAUUUCAAAAUUAUCAUUAUUUUAAAUUACUAAAUAGAACCAAAGCAUAGUAAAGCUAUUGCCAGUCAGUCAGUCAAUCUAACUUUGUUAUUUAUUUUUAGAAACAAGUAAAAGAAUUCUAUUUAGGCGUUUAAUUUUGCACUCAUUCUCUCUAUUAAAACCGAUACUUUAAUUAGAAAAAAAUCACAGAAAAAUUUAGUUUACAUUUUCGAAAACAAAUUCAUAUUUUUUGUAAUUUAUUACAUUCAACCUUUUAAGCUAAUUUUUGUAUAUUUUCUAUCUCUAUUUAUAGAUUAAAUAAGUUCUAGCUAAAAUUUCAAACCAUUUAGCAUUUUUUUAUUAUUUCAGAUUUGAAAUAUUUAAAUAUUUCCAAUCUUCUUAGGAUGGUAAUUACUGA